UUUGGCAGAAGGGGGCUUUGAACCCAGAUUUUUUGCUUAUUAAAAUAGCUUUAAAAAUUAGAUUAUAACAGCACUUCUCUUUUCUAGUCUGCUUCUUGGCCGUAUUUAACAGUCAGACAGCUCAUGCCGUAUUUGUGGAGAACGUCUUUCAUGGUACGCUCUGCUACCCCUACAUGGCUCUGAUGUGAGGAUGCGCUGUCUGGUGGCAAGAGUCAACCACAAGACUCUCAUAGUCAUCUGUGCAAUUUUCACUCUCAUUACUGUGCUGUUAUGGAACAAGUGCUCCAGCGACAUAUCCUUCCACACUCCAACCAAGCCCCAACCUGAGCCCGCACCCACGCUGGGGAACGAAGGGGACAAUGGACAGCCUCCGGAAGCGCCCCCGGUGGCCAGGGAGGUACAGUACGAGCAAAUCGAUUGCCUCAUAAAUGAGGAUGUAACGAUCAAGGGCCGCCGGGAAGGCAACGAGGUUUACCUGCCCUUCAGCUGGAUGGAGAAGUACUUUGAUGUGUAUGGACGUCUGGUGCAGCAUGAGGGUAUGGAGCGGUUUGAGUUCUCUCACAGCUACUCACGUGUGUAUGCCCAGAGGGAGCCCUAUCACCCAGAUGGUGUCUUUAUGUCAUUCGAGGGCUACAACGUGGAGGUGAGAGAUCGGGUGAAGUGCAUCAGUGGCGUGGAGGGUGUGCCCAUAUCCACACAGUGGGGCCCACAGGGCUACUUCUACCCAAUCCAGAUAGCUCAGUAUGGACUAAGUCACUACAGUAAGAAUCUUACAGAGAAAGCACCUGAGAUAAAGAACUAUGGUGUGGUAGAGGAGAGAGACGGCAGCCCCAAUCCCUGGAUGGUCCCUAAGGGCUGCUCCUUUACCAAGGUCCAUGACCCAGGCUACCCAUCCACUGUUCAUCAGUUCAGCACACCAGACAGUUCUGAGGGUGUAUCUCUGCCUCUGGACAACUCAAAAGACUUUGUUCUCUCCUUCGAUGUGAAGUUCACUUCCAAUGGUAGCCUGACGGUGGUGCUUGAGACAACAGAGAAAGGACCCCCUUAUGUCAUCCAAUACAUCACUAGCUCCCUUCUCAUUUCCUUUAAGGACAGGGAAGUUAUCUAUGGCAUUGGGCUCCGAACAGCUUGGAGUACACUGACUCGAGACUUGGUGACUGAUCUGCGUAAGGGAGUUGGCCUGUCCAACACAAAAGUGGUAAAGCCUACUCGGAUCAUGCCCCGACGUGUGGUCCAGCUGGGACUACACGGCUCAGGCUUCAUCAGCAACAUCACUAUCUCCUCCACAGCUCAUAUGGCUGCCUUCUUCGCUGCAAGUGAUUGGCUUCUCCAGAACCAGGAUGAGCGGGGAGGUUGGCCAAUAAAAGUGACUCGAAAGCUAGGGGAGGCCUUCAAGACCUUAGAGCCUGGCUGGUACUCAGCCAUGGCACAGGGCCAGGCCAUGUCUACGCUGGUGAGGGCUUACCUUGUCACACGUGACCCUGUGUACCUCAUUGCUGCCAUGCGGGCCACGGCACCUUUCAAACGGACCUCGGAGCAACACGGUGUGAAGGCCCUGUUCAUGAACAAGUACGACUGGUAUGAAGAGUACCCCACCACACCUAGCUCCUUCGUGCUCAAUGGCUUCAUUUACUCUCUGAUCGGACUGUACGAUGUGGCAGAAAUAGCAGGGGACAAAUUUGGCCGUGAGGCAGGUGUGCUGUUUGGCCGAGGAUUAGAGUCACUGAAAGCCAUGUUGCCGCUGUUUGAUACAGGUUCGGGAACUGUCUAUGACCUGAGACAUUUCACAUUGGGUGUGGCACCAAAUCUGGCACGCUGGGACUACCACACCACUCACAUAAACCAGCUGCAGCUGCUAGCUUCCAUAGAUAGCACUCCCAUUUUCAGAGAGUAUGCCAAGCGCUGGAAGACUUACCUGAAAGGGGGUCGUGCCAAGCACAACUAGGUUAGUUUCAAAAAAGAUAUGUGAUGUCCUGCAAGGUAACUUAUGUUAGAGACAGAAUCAUGGUGUGGAUUUAAAGACUUGUUGAAAUGUAAGCCAGUAGUCUAAGCUUUGUUCAGCUCAGAUAUAGAUGCACAGUUUGUGAAGUUAAUAAGCUUUCAUAACUCCAUUUCAAGGAGCAUUUCAGAGGAUUUGAUUUCUAUAUUUGAAAAAGUGUCCCACUGACAGCGACAGUGUGCAACUUUGCACAGUUGUUUAAUACUCGCAAAUUAGCGGCAACUCCUGAAAAGCAAUGCAGACACCUACAUGCACUUUAAGAAUAGCACAUCCAGUUUUGCUUAUUAAACUAUUGUUGAGUAGUAACAGAAGCAAAUACUAUGACUGUGGGUACGUGUACAAUUAAAUUGUGCAGUGGUGGGCAGUAAAUUGUUUUACUUCAUGAUGAGGAGUAGUGGCUGCAUUCAAGGUCUUGCUGGUGUGCAGUAGUUUUAAGCAGUGUAGCAUACGUUGUAUUUAUAUUUUCGUGAAAAUUCACUGUCAGUAUGUUUAUAUGCACGUAGAAUUUCAAUUUUGAGACACAGUUAAUGCAACACUGCAGAUGUGCUGGUGUUAUAACAUAGCUGUAUAGUUUUAUAUUGAGAAGCUUUGAAGUUUAAAUAAAAA
Molecule: messenger RNA, 2605 nt
Organism: Electrophorus electricus (electric eel)
Lineage: Eukaryota; Metazoa; Chordata; Actinopteri; Gymnotiformes; Gymnotidae
Source: RefSeq, a predicted model, not a curated record